AUGGCCGCCCGCCUACUGGACUGGGUAAUCGACCAGUCGACGACAUCCAACGUGGUCAACGCCGAGCCUUCGGACUUCUCCCACUCGCCAGCGUUGAGGUUGCUCGACAACCGCGACUUCUACCGAGAAACCAAGGACCCUUUGAUGUCGAUUCUCUGUCGCUUUUACGUCGCCGAGGCCCAUAUGCCGCUGAAAGUCGUGGACGUUCGAGAUCGGAUCUACGCCCUGCUGGGCUUGUCAAUUGACGCCCAGAGUCUCGAGAUCACUCCGGACUACAGUAUCGAUGUUGAGUCGGUAUAUACUAAAGUUUCGACUGCUUUACUUGGCAAGAGUCCCAGACUUCUACAGCUAUGCCAAGGCACUGCAGAGACGGUCAACUAUUCUUCUUGGGUGGUCGACUGGAACAAUGUCAGACUGCCGCCCUCAGAGCUUUUGGACAGCCAGCGAUUCAUGGCGUGUGGUAAAGGAGAUUACCGGUAUCAACUAGCCGACACCAGUGUCGCCAAUCAUAUCUCCUUCAAAGGUGCAGUUGUGACCUCUGUGCGAGAUGUAGGGACCACAUUCACGCCCGAUCACGCUCGUCGGCUGGAGGUUUGCCGGCAGUACGUCAACGAAGUCGGGGAAUUUUUUGCCAUGUCAAUGGAGAUUACAGGGUCCCCGUUCAGAGACUGCACCAAUGCACAGCUUUUUAGGGCGCUAUCGAGGAUCCCGGUGGGCGGCAUGGAAACCUAUAGCCAAGAUGGCCGUCAGUAUUACCGAAAAGCCACGAUGGUGAACUACAUGCGAUACAAGAAAUUCAUCGACAUCUCGAGUACAUCAGCUGAUAUGUCGGGGAGUACAUCAUCUGAUACGUCGGGGAUCACAACCUUACAAUCAGCAGAAAAGUACAUGGUCGCGGCGGAGGAGAUGGCAGGACGAAAGCCAUUCCUAUCACGGGAAGGCUACGUUGGCUUGGGCCCCUCGGACCUGAAAGCUGAUGAUACGAUUGCCAUAUUCUACGGAGCGCCGGUGCCCUUCGCGCUGAGAUUCCAGGCGGAUGGUACGUACAAGCUCGUCGGCGAAGUGUACGUCUACAGCAUCAUGGAUGGCGAGUAUAUGCGAAACGCCUUUACGGAGGUCAACUUCCAACUCUCCUAG
Anthostomella pinea is the source of this 1137-nucleotide messenger RNA. The record is from the annotation of a GenBank genome assembly. Lineage: Eukaryota; Fungi; Ascomycota; Sordariomycetes; Xylariales; Xylariaceae.